AUGGACAAGACAAGUCAGUUGCCUGAUGAAUUGCUGGUGAAGGUAUUAUCAUUUCUUCCAACAAAAGAUGCUGUAAGAACGAGUCUUUUAUCGAUGCGAUGGAAGUCUCUUUGGAUGUGGCUGCCGAAACUGGAGUACGAUUUUAGGCAUUAUUCAGUUUCGGAAGGCCAAGGGUUAGCUAGAUUUAUUACUUUGAGUCUACUAGGACAUAAAGCUCCGGCCAUUGAAAGCUUGAGUCUCAAGCUUAGGUAUGGAGCAAUUGGAUCAAUUAAACCUGAAGAUAUCUAUCUCUGGGUUUCACUUGCAGUUCAUGAUAGCAACGUCCGUGAGUUAAGUCUCAAGCUUUGUACUUUUGCGGAGCGUCCAACUAAAUUGCCCAAAAGCUUAUAUAAAUGCAAAUCGAUUGUGAUCUUGAAACUGAAAGACGAGAUUCUCGUUGAUGUUCCUCGUAAGGUAUGUCUCCCCUCCUUGAAAACAUUGUUCCUUGGACGUGUGACUUACUCGGAUGAAGAUUCUCUUCACCGACUUCUCUCCAACUGCCCUGUUCUUGAGGAUCUAGUUGUGGAACGAGAUAGAAUUGACAAUUUGGGGAAAUUGAGUGUGGUUGUCAAGUCCUUGCAGAGACUAACCCUAAAGAUGUCUUGUCCUUGUCAUCUUGAUGGGAUUAUGAUGAAUACUCCUUCUUUGAAGUAUUUGAAAGUCACUGAUGAAAGGCAAGAGAGUGAUAGUGAUAAUGAGAGUGAUAGUGAUAGUCCUCGAUACUUCUACGAUUUUGAAGAUAUGCCUAAGUUGGAGGAGGCAGAUUUUGUAUUGACAUUCCAAAAUAUCAAAAAGUUCUUUAAAUUUGUCACAUCUAUUAAGCGUCUUUCGUUAUGCUUGGGAGUCUACACCGAAGAGUCUUUAUAUCAUGAGGGUCUUGUCUUCAACCAGCUUGAACAAUUGAAGAUAUGUUCAUGUGAUUCAGAUUGGUCAAUUUUACUUUCUCGGUUACUCGAAAGUUCUCCCAAUUUACGAGAGCUCGAGGCUUACGUGAUAGAAGAUCAUCCAGAUAGGCGUGUGGAUCUACCAAAUCAGUGGGGCAAUCAGCUGAAUUGUGUUCCUAAAUGUUUGUUGUCGAGUCUCGAAACGUUCAAGUGGAGUGAGAUGUAUGGAUUGCUGCAGAACCAGAUGGAUGUGGCUAAAUAUAUCUUGAGAAAUGCUCGAUGCUUAAAGUCUGCGACAAUCUUUUUUCCGACAACCUAUGCUAAAGAAACAAGAGAUGAGAUGAUCGAGGAGUUGUCACUUUCUUUUCAAGGUCCAGAGACAUGCCAAGUCUUCUUCCAUUGA
This is a messenger RNA of Arabidopsis thaliana (thale cress), 1326 nucleotides long. RefSeq names its product F-box/RNI-like/FBD-like domains-containing protein. Bases 1 to 1326 code for a protein of 441 amino acids. Lineage: Eukaryota; Viridiplantae; Streptophyta; Magnoliopsida; Brassicales; Brassicaceae. The record is from RefSeq and is marked reviewed. The transcript has 3 exons.